UGAAGGUGUUUAUCAGAGUUUCAACAACUGUGAGCAUCAAUAGACAUCUGACUGCCUGGUGCACACACCUGCUGAGCUGCAGGGAGAUCUCACGACUUCUACUUUCUGAAUUUAAUCGAGGCAGUCUGCUUACGGUUGAGAAUUUAGAAAUGACGGACACUCUUAUUCCUAACGGUCCCAAGGCCGAAGGACCGGUGGAGAAUGGCUACUUCAAAAAGGGAUGUAAUCCAUUUGCUCAGACGGGUCGCAGUAAGCUGCAGAAUAAAAGAGCAACUCUCAACCAGCAAAUCAUCAAGCAGAUGAGGAUGAGAGCUGGAGCAGAGAACCUCCUCAAGGCGACGUCCAAUAAUAAGGUUCGGGAGCAGGUGGUGCUGGAGUUGAGUUAUGUCAACUCUGAUCUGCAGCUUCUCAUGGUACAGUUGGAAGGACUCAACAGCUCGGUGCAGGUUUAUCAGAACGUACAAGAGACAUCUAGCAUCCCACUCAUCCCUCUGGGACUGAAGGAGACAAAGGAUGUGGACUUCUCUGUUCCUAUUAAGGACUUUAUUCUGGAACACUACAGUGAAGAUGGCUCAAACUUUCAGGAUCAGAUAGAUGAUCUGAUGGACCUGAGACAGGCUUGUCGGACCCCCAGCCGCAACGUUUCUGGUGUAGAAUUGCUUGCCAGAUACUACAGUCAACUUGCCUUCUUGGAGAACCGAUUCUUCUCCCCUACGCAUCAGAUCGGCAUUUUCUUCACAUGGUAUGACUCCUUCACCGGCGUGCCUGUGUGUCAACAGAACAUCUCUCUGGAAAAAGCCAGUGUGCUCUUCAACAUGGCGGCUCUCUACUCACAGAUCGGCACUCGUGCCAACAGACAGACACAAGCCGGACUCGAGGACGCCAUUUCUGCAUUCCAGAAAUCUGCAGGUGUGCUGCACUACCUAAAGGAGACGUUCACACACACUCCCAGUUAUGAUAUGAGCCCUGCUAUGCUAAGCAUGCUGAUUCGGCUGAUGCUCGCACAGGCGCAGGAGUGUUUGUUUGAGCAGAUCGCUCUGCCAGGAAUCCGAAAUGAAUUCUUUAGCCUGCUCAAAAUGGCCCAAGAGACUUCCAAGGUGGGGGAGACCUAUAAUCAAGUUCUCCAGUCCAUGAUCCAGACCCCUGUUAAGAACAAUGUGCCCUUUUUCUGGACCACCAUGUCCCAGCUGAAGAUCAAUCACUACAACUCUCUUGCCCACUACUUUGUCUCCACUGCUCUGUUGGACCACCAAUUGACCCCUAGUGAUGAUGAGGACAAGCAAGAGAAGGCUCUUUCACAGAUAUAUGACACUAUGCCUGAGGGAUGUUCCCCUCUUAAAAUCCUGAAGAAUAAGGAGGAGCGACGGAGGAUAGGUAAAGCUCAUUUGCAGCGUGCCAUCAUGGGACAUGAAGAGGCAAUCCGCACACAUGCUCUCUGUCAACACCUGCAAAAGCUGGACAUCCUGGAUGACAUCCUGCAAGCUAGCCACAAACGCUCUCUUGCCAAGUUUGACCAAAACAACAAGGAAGACGAGUUCACAGACUACAUGGUUGCACCAGAUGUCAUCUCUAAAACAGAAAAGAAAGCAGAGAUGGAGAUUCCAGCUGCCACGAAGGUGAAAGUCACAGACUUAUUCCAGCGACUGGGGCCUUUGUCAAUUUUCUCAGCAAAGCAGAGAUGGACGGUCCCACGCACCAUCAGGCUGAGGCUGCAGGAAAGAGACCUUGGAUUCACUCUGAAGGGAAAUGCACCUGUUCAGAUACAAUCACUCGAUUCACUUUGUCCCGCAGCGACUGAGGGACUGAAAGAGGGAGAUUACCUUGUUGCUGUGGGCGAAACAGAUUGUAAAUGGAUGGGAGUGAGUGAGGUAAUGAAGCUUUUAAAGGAUGUGGAUGAGGAGGGCAUCAACAUCAGUGUGGUCAGCAUGAUGGACAGCAGCAGCCAAGCAAUGCCCACCAAGAGCGCUACGUACUGUGGUGGUCUUCCGAAGACCUACUCCAUGAUCUGCUUGGCACACGAUGAUGACGAGAAGAACUCAAAGUCUCGCAAGGUGGCAAAGAAACCGUCAUUCCUCAGCUGGGGUCUCAAGAACAAGCAGAAGAGCAGCAGCACAUUGAGUUUACCCAACGCAGAUUACAGCGGAACCCUGCCUUGCAACAAACCAUGCCCUACCUCCUAUAAUGAUAGUGCCCUCUACUAAACACAUACACACACACAAACACACACACACAUAUAUAUAUAUAUAUAUAUAUAUAUAUAAAACUGGAUUUGUACAUACACUGAUAGCACAAAAGCACACUAUAUUACAAUAAGAGGGAGAGAAAUUUAGAGAGGGUGAAAUUAAUUCCUGAAAGAAAACACAAUGUACAUUUUGCACAGACCUAUAAACACAGGUGUAAGCUAUUUUAAUUUCUUCAUUAGUGUGGUUGUCUAUAUAAAAUAUCAUCAUUAUGAAAAAGGUGAUUGUGUUUUAAUGAAUCAGUAGACAAAACACGACGUGUAUGCUGCUCAAAAUAUUUAAAUGUUUUAUUUGUUUGUUUUAUUAUUCUUGUAUUGUUAAAGGAUGAUGAGGUGUGAUGAAGGAUUUUUUUUUACAUUCUGCCAAGUAAUGUCUUUGAGACUGUCAAAACACACAAGUACCCUCCUCAAAUUAAAAUGAGGGCUGGUAGAUUGACAGUUUACUGUGGGUGUAGGUGUAGAAAACUCCUUUUUCUGCAAUUGGACACAAUUUCCUUUUCCUGCCUCACAGUAGACAGUCUGUAGCUUACAGAUAUACCACCACAGAAGGUUUCUAUGGUGAUCUUGCAUCAUCUAAAUAGAAUUCUAAUCUUGCGUCAAUCACUGUAGAAGAACAAUGUAAGAGAGGACAGUGAAUAGCUUUUGGUCUUGGCCUAUCUAUAGAAGCAGUAAUAUCUUCUUUUUGUGUGUGUGUGUGUGUGUGUAACUGAAGUAUUUACUUACACUGAAGGGAAAUACUAUUAUAGGACUCUGGCUAUGCUUAAGUUCAAGCAAAAAGGUGUAACAUAUCAUAGUAGUGAAUUUAAAUGGCAUUUUUAUUUAACCUUUGUUUUGUGUUUUACCUAGCACUCUUAUGUGUUGGAAUAUUUCACUGUCUACAAAGUAGAUUUUUAUACACAUUUGAUAAUCAAAUAAUGUUUAUGCAAAAAUAAAGAAUUUUUUAUAUAUAUAAACAUAUGUAUUCAUUUUAAGUAUUGGAAUUAUUUGGUUUUUGUAUUGUGAAAAUGUAGCCUGAUGUAUUUAUUCAUUGAAAGUUUUAUGGCUAUAGAUUUUUUCUGUUACUCAGUGUACAUUUCUUCUUUUUAUAUAGUGUAGCUCAAAAGGUACAUGCGAUGGCAGUUUUUUUUUUAUUUUUUUUUUCUUCAUCUUACUAACAAUAUUUAACACUGCAUUAAACUGCCUCUCCAAAUCUUAGAGGCCUUUAGAAUGCCUUACCAGAGUCUACACUGAAGCAAUCUUCUUAGCGGAGGGCCUACACUCCUUGCUUGUAAAUACUGUGCUUUAUGAAUGUAUCGUUACAAUUUAAGUUUUCACAAGUGCCAGAUUUGGAAUUUGGAACAAACUCUGUUCUGUGAGGAUGUUGAUACUUUAUUAGGGUUGAGCUUACAUCUAUAUCAGUGCCCUAUUCUAACUUUGUUACAAAUAUUAAUGUAAUGGUGAAAUGGAUAUCAGUUUAGUUUCAUAACAUUUGCCCAUGUUCUUGUGUUUAUAGCUUAUGUGGAUUAGCAGUGGGAUAAGUUUGAGGAAAUGUCUGGCUUGUGUUGAAUUGUAUAUUGUUGCCUAGUUUUAUGUUGUAUAUGUAAAUCUUGAACUAAAUAAAAUAAGGGG
Messenger RNA from Myxocyprinus asiaticus (Chinese sucker), 3847 nucleotides. RefSeq names its product rhophilin-2-like. Gene Ontology annotation, biological process: negative regulation of stress fiber assembly; signal transduction. The record is from RefSeq and is a predicted model, not a curated record. Gene Ontology annotation, molecular function: protein binding. NCBI's taxonomy places the organism in Eukaryota, Metazoa, Chordata, Actinopteri, Cypriniformes, Catostomidae. Bases 150 to 2201 code for a protein of 683 amino acids. The transcript is spliced from 15 exons.